AUGCAGCAGCAGAAGCCGGGAGCACAAAUCAUGUGCGCCGUGCGAUCGAGCGCCAUUGUGCUGCCCAAGGAGCCGGAGAAACCUGUCAUCAUGGCGGGCAUGGGCACGGGAUUGGCCCCGUGGCGCGCUGUGACGCAGGAGCGAGUGAUGCAGGCCAGGCAAGGGCUCAAGGUCGGCAAGUGCAUGCUCUUCUUCGGAGCCCGGUACAAGCAGGAGUGGCUCUACAGAGAGGAGUUUGAGAGCUACGAGAAGGAGGGCGUGCUGCAAAUGCACACGGCCUUCUCGCGCGAGCAGGCACGCAAGAUCUAUGUGCAGCACAGAAUAGUGGAGGCGGGAAAUGAUGUCGCUGAGAGGAUGUUGAAUCAGGGUGGGCAUUUCUAUGUCUGCGGAUCUGCGCGACAAGUGCCCGAAGACAUCUACACUGCCAUGAAGGAGGUGAUGAUGGCGCACGAGAGGUGUGCCGAAGAAGACGCGGAAGCAAUACUCUCCAACUUGAAAAUGGAGGGCCGUUACACCGUCGAAGCUUGGUCGUGA
Messenger RNA from Symbiodinium necroappetens, 534 nucleotides. NCBI's taxonomy places the organism in Eukaryota, Dinophyceae, Suessiales, Symbiodiniaceae. The record is from the annotation of a GenBank genome assembly.